Messenger RNA from Anthostomella pinea, 855 nucleotides. The record is from the annotation of a GenBank genome assembly. NCBI's taxonomy places the organism in Eukaryota, Fungi, Ascomycota, Sordariomycetes, Xylariales, Xylariaceae.
AUGGCAGCUGCCCAUGCUAUGUUUACCGGUGAGGGGUUGGACCUGGCCGCAUUUGUGCAGACGUUUGGUCUGUCUCUGGCCUCGUUUUUACAUGAGUUGAAGCGAGCAGGUGCUGUCGUGACGGGAGCCGAUGUUGUCUCGUUUAUGGCGGGGGAGUGGAAGGAGUCGUUACGCUUGCGGCCCCGGGCCGUUAUUCUCGAUGUGCUCUGUCAUGGGUACAAGGCGAGGGGUGCGCUGGCGCUGUUCUUGACUCGGUCGGGGUACCGCUUAAACCCGUAUGCUUGUCGUCACCGCAUAGGGGAGUGGGCGUCUGUCCGCGCGGAGCGUAGGGUGUGUCUGGUGAAGGGGGACCUGUCCCAGCGCGUGAUCCAUUUGGUGGAGUUGCAACGACCUGUGGAGGAGGUGUUACUGAGUCGUAUUUACGGCACGUUGGUGGGCAACUAUAUCACGGGCGUCGGGCGCAUUGUCUCUCUGUUCCCGCGUAUGAGCUUUGUAGAGCGACGGGGUUGGUUUCCCUCGGGGGUGACAGCCGUGGAUGUGGCGGGCUUGACGGCCAAGUAUGUUGGCUGGCGGUGUCUUGUGGGCGAUGGGGACGAGGCUGGGGACGAGGUGACAUAUUGGUUUCGGAAGACGCUGGACCGGUAUUGUUGGGUCCUCCGUUGUGACCUGCAUGGUCAUGUGCAAGACAGUCAACGUCCUGCUUUGCCAGGUGAUGUACCGGGAGACGAGAUGGAGGUGAGUGACGAGAGGGAGGCAAGCCGGAAGGGGUUCGCUGUAUUCUUCCCGCAGAUGAAGGCUUCGUUGAAUGCCGGGGCGUGUGUGUAUGAUCGGGAGACAUGGGAGUGUACUACGUAG